Messenger RNA from Physeter macrocephalus (sperm whale), 3811 nucleotides. RefSeq names its product translation initiation factor IF-2-like. The record is from RefSeq and is a predicted model, not a curated record. Bases 1 to 855 code for a protein of 284 amino acids. NCBI's taxonomy places the organism in Eukaryota, Metazoa, Chordata, Mammalia, Artiodactyla, Physeteridae. The transcript has 2 exons.
AUGAAAGCAAACAAGGUGUCCACUCUGCAGUUCUUAAGCUGGGUCCCCCCAAAGAAGGUGUCCACUCUGCAGUUCUUAAGCUGGGUGCCCCCUCAAAUCUAUCCCCACCCUCCACCCCCAACACAAAGCGAUUCGGGAUCCCAAGGCUUCUGCCCGUCAAGCCUGGGAGGUGAGGAGUGGUUAAAACUCAGCCCUCACCUCCAGCCGGUCCCGGCUCCGCGGCGCCCAAGCCCCGCCCCCGCCCGCCCUUCCCCCACGGCCUCGGCACGCCAGCCCCUCUCCCCUCUCCUAAUCGGGCGCACCCACCCCAGAUGCCGCCUGGCACGGAGCGCAGCCGCCGCCGCCGCCGCCGCAGCAGCACUUUCCACUUGUAUUGAUCACCUCCCGGCCCCGCUGAGCCUGCUCGCCGCAGCGGAGCGCGGCCAGCGCGCCAGCCCUUGGCAGCCCCGGAGCACUCGGGCUCCGGGAGGCAACUCCUUGCGAGCGCCCUGUCCGGGGUGCCCUCUGCGCUCUGCAGUGUCUUUCUCUCUGUCUGGGAGCAGAAGGAGGAGGAGGAGAGGGAGGAGGAGGAGGAGGAGGAGGAGGAGGAGGAGGAGGAGGACGUCUGGUCCGGGCUGGGAGGUGGAGCAGCGGCAGCAGCCACCGCCGGAAAGGGAGAGGCAGGAGAGACCGAGACUUGGAAACCCCAAAGUACCCGCGACCCUGCACGGCAGGCUCCCUUCCAGCUUCAUGGGCAAAGUGUGGAAACAGCAGAUGUACCCUCAGUACGCCACCUACUACUACCCCCAGUAUCUUCAAGCAAAGCUUCUGCAAAGGAGGGACAAUGGGCAGAUUUCGAUGCAGAGAAAGAAGUGACUUAGUAUUUAGUUUCGAGAUCUACUACCUUAUAUGUUUACCACAGAUCGAUUUCCAGUGGUGCUUUCUCAAAAACGGCCUUGGAACACGCUUAGGUAACACAGCGGAUGACAUGUAGUCAUACAAAUUGCGACUGGCUUUCCAGGGACCCUGGGUACGUUGUUAGUGGGCCUAUCCUAUUUUGACAAUAAGAAUUUGAUGCGUCCUGAACUCAGGAAAAAAAAUAUUGGGUCCAUGAAGAGUGAGGGUUUCACUGCUUUGGAAGCUUUUCCCCACAGUUUGGGAAGGCAAAAGUUGAAUGCACCAGACUUCUUCAGCAAUUAGCAUCUCUUAUCUUGACUCCUGGUGCCCUUCUAGAUCACAAAAGAUGCAGCCUCUGAACUUCUUUGGGAGGUUGUAAUCAUGCCCUGCUUGCUGGCAGAGGGCAUUUCUGGCCUGGUGCAGAGAAUCGCUGAUUCAACCUUGAUAAGCUUUUCUUUCUUACAAGUGUGUGUGGUCCAUGUUAUGUACCUACAUCAUAGUUUUGUAUGUGUCCAUGUAAAAAGGACGCUUGUUAGCAUAGAGACCUGAAAUUUCUUAGCCCUCAAGGGCCUCAUUUUCACCCCCCUCCCCAUUUUCAUUUUACUUUGGGUCGCCACAAAGUGGCAAGAUGGUAGCAGCAAGAGUACCCAUCAUUCAUUCUUGUGUGGUCGCUGCUGUAUUUGUUUUCAGGGAGUGGAGGGAGGUAGCCGUGUUUUGGUGAGCUACACUGUAAAUAUAAGUUGUUCAAAGAAAUUAUGAAGUGUAAUCAAUGCUCUACCUUUUAGAUAUCAUAUAUGUUUAAUGCACUUGUUUAAAUUAUGCAGCAUUAGGUAUCUAAAGGACAGCCUAUUCAACACUUAACUAUAUGAAUAAUAAAUAACAUACACUCAGGUGAAAAAGAAAAAAAGGCCAUGUUUCUACAGGCAUAUUCACCUUAGUAAUUUUUAUGUACCAUUAGUAAGUUAGAAACCAAGUACAUAGCAUUUAAUAUAGCUAAUGCAAUGCCAUUUGGCUCUUUUUGCCCCGUAAAUAAUUGAAGAGAGAGACAAACGGCAAGAGCCUGCUCAAGUAAUUAGGGUCGGAUCCCAGAAAGCUUUAGGGCCCAUUUUCUGAAAGUGUGCUUCCUGCAUAAAGCAUUUAAUAUUGAUUUGUGUUACGGUAAAUGACAUUCUCAAAACAUAUCUUGCUGUUUCUACUGUGAAAUCUGAAAUCCUAUUAUUCUGAAUCUCUUUGUUUCCGGAGAAAGACACACAUACUCACUUGACCUAUAUAACUUGGUAUUAAAGUUUGAUAAUUAAAUCUAAAUUCCCUGUUGUAAAGUAUCUUGAUUAUCUCAGGAAGAGGCAUCUCCUAAAAUGUAAAGCGACUAGAUGCAGAUUUUAGGUAGCAUAGUUCAGAACACAUAGGCCUUUUUGUCUCCCGUAUCUCAUCUAUCUCUUGGUCACAUGGUAUUGUGAGUCAUUAAAAAAAAUAGAGACCUGAUUUGAUUUGUAGUUAGUUUAAAAACAAGUGUUACCUAAUCUACCUAAAGAGUUAAUAAACUGACGUAGAAUCUGUUGUCUACAGUGAUGAUCCUUGCCUCUGUGUGUGUGUGUUUUAACCUUCCUGAAAUAUGGGGUAGAAAACAUCACUGUUUAAAGUACAGUGAUGUGUUUGCUAGACAGAGUUGUUUUGAAACUUCUGUGUGGAAGCUAUAUCAAAAACUGAGGGAUGGCACGAUCAUUUACCAAGUGAUAUUUGACUUAAACUUGUGAUCAAGAGAUGGAUGUGUUUUGAAUUGGAAAAGAAUAAGCGGAUGGGAUUUCUUUUCAUUAGAAGGAAUAGAUACCAAUGAAAAUGGCACUUGAAAAUGGGUUUUGUUGCCGUACCGUAAAAAGUUAACAUAUGUCAAAUCAUUCUUCAUAUGUUAAUCAUCCAGUCUGUUUCAAACAAAUUUAGUAAUUUUUCUCUAUAAAAAUAUAUUAAUGGGGCUUCCCUGGUGGCGCAGUGGUUGAGGGCCCGCCUGCCGAUGCAGGGGACACGGGUUCGUGCCCCGGUCCGGGAAGAUCCCACAUGCCGUGGAGCCUGUGCUCCGCAAUGGGAGAGGCCACAACAGUGAGAGGCCCGCAUAACGAAAAAAAGAUAAAAUAAAAAAAAUAAAAAUAAAAAUAAAAAUAUGUUAGUUACUUCUGCAUUCUACUAACAAUCAACAACCAAAAAAGCCUGUGGAGCUGGAUUACAGUGUGUGACCAUAUUGGUAUGCUUUGUGCUUUGACAGAAAAAGAUAUUUAUUAGAAAAAGUAAUACAGCUGCAUUAAACAUAAAGUUGAGGAUGUUAUAGAAAGGCAGGACAUGGGUGGAAAUGAAGGAGAUUGCGAAAUUUUCAUAAUGCCUUAGCAUAGAGUAACAGAGAUUGCAAGUAACCUGAUUUUACACGCUUGUUGAGUUUUUUGUAUUUCUCCGUUAAGGAUGGUCUUAUCACAGCAGGGUUCUCUUUAUCACCUGACACAUUCAUUCUAAGAUACAGGUUGAUGUAGCUUCAUAAAUAAAAGCACGUAUUGUUCUAAAGGAUUUUCUAAAUUAUUAAGUGACUUACGCCAUAUUACUAAAAAUUAAAUUUGGUAUCUACUUUUCAGAUACACAGGAAAAAUUCUGGUAAUGUAACAUAUUUUAAUUAACAUUUUUGUGUGUAGACAUUUUCACUUAUUGCAAGGCAACCCUUGAAUUCUGUUUGUUUCAAAGAUACCAUGAUGUACAGUUACUGCCAAUAUGUGUAUGCAAAUAUUUAUGGAAAUUGAAAUACUUAUUCUAGUUCUUCUGAAGAAAGGGAAGUACAAAAUGUUCUUUACAUGGUUAGCUAAUAUUUCAUACCAGCUACAAGCAGUUUGACACAUUUGUGUCCUUAUUCAUAGUUAUAUUGUUUUGUGUCCUAAAGAAAUGUUCUACACUACAGAAA